This is a messenger RNA of Cornus florida, 1026 nucleotides long. RefSeq lists its product as uncharacterized. The record is from RefSeq and is a predicted model, not a curated record. Lineage: Eukaryota; Viridiplantae; Streptophyta; Magnoliopsida; Cornales; Cornaceae. The coding region runs from base 1 to 1026 and encodes 341 amino acids. The transcript has 2 exons.
AUGUUGUCAUCUAUUGAACCUAAAUCCUACUAUGAGCCUAAGAAGAUUGAGGAUUGGGUUGUAGCCAUACAAGAAGAGCUGAAUCAAAUUAAUAAGAAUGAUACUUGGACACUGGUACCUAGACCUACAAACAAAAAUGUUAUUGGCUCUAAAUGGAUUUACAGAAAUAAGAUGAAUGAAAAAGGAGCUGUGAUUAGGAAUAAAGCAAGGUAUUUCUUAGGACUUCAAAUUGCUCAAACAUCCAAAGGAAUUUUUAUUUCACAACAGAAAUAUGCCUCAGAAUUACUCAAGAAGUUCAACAUGAAUGAUAGCAAGGCUGUUUCAACACCAUUGUGUCCAAAUACUAAACUGUCACUUGAUUGUACCUCAGAAGCAGUUCCAUCCACACUUUAUAGAUUUAUCAUUGGCAGUCUACUCUAUCUUACAGCUUCCAAACCUGAUAUCAUGUACUUUGUAGGAUUGGUAGCCAGAUUUCAAAGUAAUCCUAAAAUGUCUCAUCUCCAGGCUGCCAAACGCAUUCUCAGAUAUGUUAAGGGCACAAUCUUUUAUGGUCUACAUUACAUUUUUUUUUCUCCAACAAUGACUAUAGCUGCAUUUUCAGAUGCUGAUUGGGGUAGAUCAUUACCUGACAGAAAAAGUACUUCUGGCUGUUGUUAUAUUCUUGGCUCUAAUGUAGUUUCUUGGCUUAGCAAAAAACAAAACACAGUCUCUCUCUCCACCUCAGAAGCUGAGUAUAUUGUUGCCUCUCAAGCUGGUUCACAAUUACUUUGGAUGCAGUCUACUCUGACAGAUCUUGGCCUUCACUUCUCCAUGCUUCCCAAGCUCUUUUGUGACAAUCAAAGUGCUAUUGCCAUUAGUAAAAAUCCUACAUUGCAUUGGAAAAGCAAGUAUAUAGAUAUCAGGUAUCAUUUUCUCAGAGACAAGGUUCAAAAAGGGCUUCUUGAUAUUACUUAUCUACCAACAGUAGAUCAAAUUGCAGACAUCAUGACUAAGCCUCUUCUUCCUCACAGAUUUUCAACCCUUUGA